AUGUCUGGAAUCAAGGAAGGCGGCGAUGUGGUGGACACCAAGCCAGAGAAGCUUGAAGCUCAAAUCAAGUCCGUCGAUAUGAGCGAAGACAUGCAGCAAGAAGCUGUCGAAGUCGCACAGGAGGCUAUGGACAAGUUCACUGUCGAGAAGGAGAUCGCCCACCACAUUAAGCGAACAUUCGACGAGCGAAAAGGCGCAACCUGGCAUUGUAUCGUCGGCCGGAACUUUGGAAGUUUCGUCACUCACGAGACGAAGCACUUUAUCUACUUCUAUCUCGGUCACGCUGCGAUCUUGCUUUUCAAGACUCAGUAAAAUCUCAGCUUCGAAACACAGUUUUUGCGUGCCUUAGAACAGCUGAGCUGCUUGAUGACAAUGAUGAACGUAUGAAACUCAAGCGAUUCUCAACAUCUUUUCGAGGAGUCUCCUCCACCUUCACAAAUUGCAUUUGAACUGUCCGUUGUGAACUACAGGUUGGUCUUGCGACAUCCGGUCAAUGCGCGUAUCCUGGGUCGCAAAGUGAAAUUGAAUGCGGUCGUAUCUGAAUGCAUUUGCAUUGAAGCGAUCAUCAGGAGAUCGUCUCCUGGACGUCGUCGAAUUCUUCCCAUCAGCCCUAC
Molecule: messenger RNA, 614 nt
Organism: Dissoconium aciculare CBS 342.82
Lineage: Eukaryota; Fungi; Ascomycota; Dothideomycetes; Mycosphaerellales; Dissoconiaceae
Exons: 7
Coding region: 1-312 (103 amino acids)
Biological process (GO): cilium assembly; microtubule-based process
Cellular component (GO): cytoplasmic dynein complex
Molecular function (GO): dynein intermediate chain binding; dynein light intermediate chain binding
Source: RefSeq, a predicted model, not a curated record